Solenopsis invicta (red fire ant) is the source of this 8050-nucleotide messenger RNA. RefSeq lists its product as uncharacterized. The transcript is spliced from 18 exons. The coding region runs from base 475 to 5799 and encodes 1774 amino acids. Gene Ontology annotation, molecular function: protein binding. The record is from RefSeq and is a predicted model, not a curated record. Lineage: Eukaryota; Metazoa; Arthropoda; Insecta; Hymenoptera; Formicidae.
UUCUCGCGAGGAGCACCGAGACGCGUCGCUUCGGUCGAGUCCGACGUAUGCCAACGUCGUCGUCGUGGUGGCCGUCACCAUCGCCGCCGUCGCGCUCGUCGUUGUCGGAUCCUCCUCCGCGGUACGUAACAACCGCCUGAGGAGUCUGUCGACGGCAGAUUACCGCGAAUCCGUCGAGGCGCGAGUGUCGCGUAAAGGACAUCUUCGGCUGGUCAAUCCGUCGUCCCGCUCGCGCCGCGAUCAUGAAGGUACCGCGGGGGCGAGACACGCCGACGAGAUAGUCUACGACGAGGAGGCUGGCUGGCUGGCUGGCUGGCUCGCGGGAGCCUCUCGGUUCAUCCCCGGGGCGCCGAGAGUAGGACUAUUUCUCUCGUUCGAGAGAGGAAAAGCGAGUAGAUCGAUAGGUCAGCUGGUGUGCGUGUUCGCGGUCGUUUUCGCAGUCAGUCGGUGUGACCGUGCGGGGUGCGGCCCAGGAUGGUGAAGGCACCGAGCGUGACACCCGUCGGACCACCGGCGGGUGUUAGGAGGAUGCAUCCCGGUCCCGAGAUCGCCAUGAACCCGAGGAAUCUGCCCACGGCCUCCGCAAGCAUGCCGCCUGCUAUGCGGGGAGAUGCCAACGCUGUCGGCAGAACGACACCCGUUUAUUAUCCCCAGGUGGACGUCUCGACGCAGGUAGACCUCCAGAGCGGCUUCGGCGGGCCCGGUAUCAUGGACUCGUGGGAUCGUCGCGCGACGCCGCUGUACUCGCGCGAGGACAUCAAGGAGCAGUACUGCAUCACCAGCCGACAGUUGGACGCCGUCGAGAAGUCGGGCGGCGGUUUCUUCGGCUGCCUGUCCACGAGGGGACCGUCGCCGUGCAGCUCCGGGACCAGGAAUUCCAUCCUGUCGGCGUGCGUGCGUAGCGUCCCCAGCGACGAGAACCUCUGCGACGCGCCCUAUCCCCGAAGGCCCCUCCAAAUUAUGUACCGCCAGCCUUAUCCGACCUACUCCCGCGGUCUGUCGCGGUACGACCUUGAGGAAGAGGCGGACUGGAUCGAGAGUUCCUACUUUAGACGGCGCCCGAGAUCGUUUUGCACCGUGCCCGAUCCGAAGAGAUACACUUGGGUCCCGGAGGACGAAGAAUCUACGAAGCUAGAAGGUCCGCGGCCAGUAUUACCUCCAUCAGUACCUGCUCCCCCUGCUUCCGUAACGACGAUGCAAAUAUCGCAAGUUCCAAAGACGAAACACGUGAGCUUCGCAAGAUCGCACACGCUCACAUCGUUCGAAGUCCCAAGGACCAUAAGCCCUCCGAGGCCACACAAUCCGGAACGUCUUAUAGACUCGCAGCCGACUAUGCAGAAUACGAUACUGCCUUCGUCCUUGCCCUUAACGCAUCCUUAUCCAGGCGUCGAGCCACGUGUUCUUGUACUUGAGAAACCACCUAAACGCGGUGCCAUGAAGACUCAAGCGACGCAGACCGAGAUCCCGCCAAUGUUUCGCGGUCGUGUGCUUCCGGUGACUCUCAGUCCCAGAACCAUCCAUCGGGUCAAGAUGGUUUCACAGGGUGCUCAAACGAACGGUGUUUUCAAUGGCAGAAAAUUGACCAAAAGUUACUCGGAAGCCGGAAAAUUGGGCACGCCGCUUGGUGGCCAAGGUACGCCAGCGAAAGAGGAAACUGAACACGAACCGCUCCAUAGAACUCAAAGUGAGGAGCCACCGAGAUCACCUUUUCUUAUUUCAACCACACCGCCACCAAUACCUACUGUCACCACCGCCGUUGUAAUUGAAGAGACUUUGCCAAAUGGAGACAUCGCUUAUGUUCCCGUUGGCGUUUGUCAUCAACAUCGUAAAUCCCUCGAUAUAGACGAUCAGGAAAUAUUUAUAAAUUUCAAACCGGCACCGGUGUCGCCAGACGCUCGGGCCCUUCUCAGCCGGAUUUCUGAGCCCACGCGUCGAUUCCUUCCUAUCCAGAAGACCUUCUCCGAUGGCGAAAUUCGCGUCGAGAGGCGCGAGCUCAUUGGGGAAAGCAGCGAACCCAGUUAUCCCCACACAUGCAGAAGAAAUCAGCAGGAUUCUUGGGGCAGAACUGUCAGAACACCCGUCCAAUUUUCCUCGACACCCGAGGAUCUAUCCUUGUUACGAAGCUUCUCGCCUCACGAGGAUCACCACGAGGAGGAGUUUCACGAAAAUCUAAUACGUCGAGGUCUCUUUCGGAAAAGAAGCGUAUCCCUCGAGGAUGGUGUUCAAGGUCCAGCGUCAGAUGACUUUAUGCUUCCUAGGUCACUGCCGACCUCGCCCACAUCGCCAACCGCAGCGGCAUCAACACGAAGAAUCUCGCAAACCCCGAAGGAAGAUUCGUUGCCCACCUCCGCCUUCCUGCACACAGCGGUCUAUCCGACUGCUUUUAGUACCGGGACCGGCAUCGGCGGUACCAGCAUCAUCGGCCAGGUGACCUCACCGUUCGCCUCGAGUGAUUCUCUAACGAAUGACGUGACCAGGGACCACAGCGAUGGAAUAUGGAACGAGUCGCAAGCGACGGUUCUCCAAGCUGAUUCGUUAGCUCUAUUGACGCCAUCCUCCAGGAGAAGACAUCUCCUGCUUUUGCAACAUCAGCAACGUUCCUCGAUGGACACCGAGGCUCUGGACGUGGAAGACGAGGUGGAACCUUGCCCGCCGAGUCCGAGAAUACGUCUAGAACCAGCCACUCCGGUGCAACCCCUCACACCAAGACGUUCUUACAGAAUACAAGAUCUGUUACCGGUAGAGUUUCAACAAAUUUACUACAAUGAUGUAUCCACAACAGCACAUUUUUAUGCGUACGAUAUUAUCGAAUCGUCUAUUUCUGCGAGUAACGGCCGACCGAGAAGUGGAUUACGCCGCGCGAGUCCAGGUCCGCCGUUGUCUCAGCCGCAGUCGCAGUCGUCGAGCGAGUUUGGUCUAAGCCUGGCGAGGACAGAUUCGGGCGGGCGCACCGAUAUUUCCGAGACCUCCGAGGAUUACGUCACUGCCAAUACUUCUACGGAAACCGGGACCACUACAGGCACGUCCGCCACGACCAGUUCCUGGUCGAGGCCACCGCAGACGUCCAGCGCCGCGGCGUCGGCGCCCGCUUCGACCACCGCGACCGCGGAAGGCAGCUCCUUCGAGAGCGCAAGCUCGAUUUACAGCCUGGCGAGGAGCGAGGCUGUUAUCGAGGAGCCGUGUAGUCCGCCGCCAAUCUUAGAGGAAGCGGAAAUCCCAUUUGGAUUAGAAAUACCUCCACCGGUAAUGAGGUCUAGCAGCAGCAGUAGUUCAGGUAGCUACGACCUAAAAGACGCGAUGACGGAUCCGAAUCACAAUGUAGAGCAAGGCGGUCCAUCAUCCAGCGGCCAUGCCUUAGAUCUUGAAUUGGAUCGAGAUGAGGGUCAUCGAUCAUCGUCCGGAGGUUACGCGGAGUCGCCACCCGAACAUCGCAUGUGGAGCGAAGAGGAGCGCCGUCGAAAAAAGAAAAACUUCAACUUGGACUUCCUCGGAACAACGUCGACCAAUGUCGAAGUGGAGCAUCCCCCGGAGCCGACGUAUCCGGAGAACGUCGAGGUCAGCCCGACACCUAGCCAUCGACACAGGUCGCGCGGCAAGCCAACGCCAACUCGCAGUCCUCACCGCAAUAACAGGAAACAAAGAGACUCCGUCGCGCAACAGUCGACGCAACUGCAGCAGCAACAGCAGCAGCAAGUGGUCAGAAGUCCUCAGAAGGAGGAAUGGAGGAUGGAGCAAACCGAGGACGGUCAACACGCGCCGACGUCCGACGACUCGAGCUGCAGUCAUCAUUAUCACAUGCAUCAUCAUCACCAUCAUCACAUCGAGAGAAUGCAUCGAGAGAAUGCGGGAGACACCGGGAGACAUCGUCGGACCAGGGAAAGUCCGAGGAGAAAAACUAGCGGUUACAUUUCUACCAGAAGACGCAGUACGACUGAGGAUAAGAACGCGGCGAUAACGGGCAGUUUGCCGCGAAGGAAGUCCCGCGUCGCGGACGACAUAGUUUGCUCCAGUCGCCUCAGUCCUGGCCGUUAUCAGCGCAGUCCAGGGCAUAACGGCCAGCGAGCGCUCGUCAUAGAGACACAAAGUCCUGAGGCGAGAAUAAAAGCAAUGUCGGCGGAAUCGUUGAGAUCCGUCAGUCCGGGCAGCGACAGUGUCUUCUAUAGCGAGAGCGCCGAUCAGUGCCUCUCCGUCACCGCUUUGGACGCCGCGCACUGUCACCAUUGUGGCAGAGAGGUGUCGGAAGAGAUCGUUCGACCACCGGCAGGUUUUGCGGACUCCCCAGAAGGACAUCGAACAACUUCGAAGCACGUUACAGGACACCGGUUGUACAAGAAAUUUGACAAGAGGUACAGAUCGGAAGAUCGAGGGGACCGCAGACAUCGCCGUUCCAGUGCCGGUAGAUCGGACAUUCGAGCCAAAUCGGAGGAGAGGGCCACCCCUCGACCAGGAAGCAGAGGUUCGAUCGAUGACACAGGCAAGAGAAGGCUGCAAGCUCGAAGUACUGAUGCCAGUAUGGAGAUUCUUACGGGAAGAGAAGAUGAGGACACUUAUGUAGAACCGUACUUGAGUAGCGAAUGGAUUUAUAUCGGGGAUCUUGAGGAGAGUCACGUAUGGAGAAGACCUGAUAGCAGAGAUGGUGACGACGAGGAGAUCUAUAAAGAGCGACGGGACUCUCAAGAAUCUACGGAGAGCGAGAAAAAUUUUAAGAAGAGAUAUCAGGCAGCCACGCAUAGAAUGGUACAUCGAAAAAGCAGCGGUGAAAUGUACAAAAGAAUACAAACGAAAUGCUUCGAGAGCGACAAGAGGGUAGUUGUGAAACGCGAAGCUGGCGGCGAGUUUGGAUUCCGUAUUCAUGGCUCGAAGCCCGUGGUGGUUUCCGCGAUCGAGCCAGACACGCCAGCGGAGAGUUCCGGUCUCGAGGUUGGCGACAUCAUCAUGUCGGUGAACGGCAGAAGCGUCAUGGACGCCACGCACUCGGAGGUCGUGAGAUUGGCGCACUCCGGCACGGACGUUCUGGAAUUAGAAGUCGCGAGAACCUGCAACGUACUAGCACCGCGGCUUGCACGCAGCGGAGUGAAGGAGAGCUCCGAAGAAGCAGCACUCUGCUCGGGGUACCUGUGGAGAAAAUCCACGUCGUCGUGUGCGGAAAAGUGGGUACGACGAUGGUUCGCUCUUCGUCGUGACAACUGCCUGUACUGCUAUAAGACUGAUUCGGAUUCGCAACCAGUGGGAGCGAUAAUGCUCCUCAAGUACGAUGUGGAGCAGACGCCUGAACUGAGAGUGCACGGUUUUGCGAUAAAGAAAAAGGGUGCUCCGACUCUACGACUGGCGGCUGAUACCGAGGAAGCGGCAGCUCGAUGGAUCACGGUUAUACGCGAAGCUGUCGAGAGGAACAAUCAGAUUGACACCUGGUUGGACUCUUCGUUAAGAAUGAGGGAGAUGGCUGCGUGCGCUAUUCACAGGCCAGAUUGUUUCGGGUAUUUGAACAAACAACAGGAACACGCGCGGAAAACGUCCUCGCCCACCGGCUGGUCCAGGCGGUAUUGCGUGCUGAAGGACGCCGCGCUAUAUUUCUACGAUGACGCCAACGCCGAGAAAGCGUUCGGUGUAGCGUGUCUGCACGGCUUCAGGGUACACAGCAGCGCUCCGAGUUCCGGCGGCAGGAAGCACGCUUUUGAGUUGCAACCACCGGAUCCCACGCAAAGGAGCUACAUCUUCGCUAGCGAAUCAGAAAUGGAUAAGAAACGAUGGUUGGCCGCCCUCGAAUAUUCGAUUGAUCGAUGGAUAAAAAUAGGUUGAUGCGAAACAAUCCGCCCUAAGACGAAUCCAACGAGACGCAAGUAGCGAAGAUCGUCCAAGGAAAUCCUCGUCCGUAUCCGUUUCCGGUUCCUAACACGUUGUGGAUUAUCCGCGACGAUCGCCGUUGUUACCUCGACGAUCACCACACGCUCGUGGAUGUUUGCCAAGAUUCUUUCAUUUCAACAACAUUAUUAAAUCUCAUCGUCAUGAUCAUCAUUGUAACUGCUGAUUAACAGUGACGUUGAAUUACGUUGAAUUGUUCAAAUAAAAGUUAACGAUAAAACAAAGUAACUUGUGUUCCAUUUAGUGCGAUCGCCGUGCCAUCGGAAUUGUUUAUCAGCAGUGAUGCAAUCGUACGUUCAUCGAAAUCGCUUAAGCAGAAACCUAGGAUUGAUAUAAUAUUAACGAGUUUAACGCUACGGGGGUAGAGAAAAAUAUAUUUUACGUCGAUUAUAUUGCGUUUUUUCUUUCCGUCGCGAAUAAAUACGGAGAUUUCCAGGUUUCUGUACCAUUGAAAUUGGAAUUUAUCAAGUUAUAUUGAUUCCAAUUUCAGGAAUGUAUUUUUAAAUGUUAUGUCGCGCGUCAAGCUUCCAUUUAAUCUUCAUCCUGUCCAUAGCACAUCCCAUCGUCAGCACACUACUUUAAUUUUGAAUAGUUGAAUUUUGAUCGCGAAACGUGGUAGUAAAAUAAUGAAUGUUACAAAAAAAACGAAAUCUUUAAAAGAACUUUAAAUAUUAUAAUAUGAUCGAUUCACGACAUAGAUAUAUACAUAUAUGAAAAAACGAAAGAGGGGUCCUCCGAGGUUGUUUGUCGCUGAAAUUCUAUACGCACAUGAAGAUAACUUUACGAAGAGAGUAGCUUUAAGAACGCGGGCGACAGAGUUCAUUGGAUCGAUUAAUUCUAACGGCGAAACGGGAGAUGCGUUUCGCCACAGCCGUAAGACGCGUAUACACGUGCGUGCGUAGCGGUGAUUACGCGUAUGCGGCACAUGUGCAUGUGGAAUUGCCAUUAACUAUGUAUAUCGCUAUUCUUACCGACGCCAAUAUUUAUAACAAAUGAAAACCAAACGAGGCUUGCUCGUGAGAACAAGAGGAAUGAAAGGAUCGCGUGUGUGCGGGCGUGUCCAGAUAUUGUGUGAACACGCGCAAUUAUCUGUGCGAUAGAGACAGAGAAGACCGAAGAUAUUGCGCGCGUCUAGCGCGAAAAAUCGCGCUCGCGUACUCUCGCGUGUAUAGUAGGAAAGUGCGAGAGGAGACCGGCGUAUAUACAUUUUAACGAGAAGUUAACCCUACGCCGGCACAUCAGGUUCAGACCGAUCCUGUCCGCUCCUACCGGUGCAUACAGGGUGUCCCUGAAUUAUCGGCACACAUUUUACACAACAAAUUAACAAGAGCCGAUUGCCUCGAUGAAUGAAAAUACAUUUUGCAACGUGCAAAUGUUAAAGAAACUUUUUAUUCUAAAUGCGUCGUGCUUCUAAAGCAUUUUAACAAAAAAAAAAAAAAAAAAAAGAAACAAACUAAACUGGAACAAGAAGCUUUAACGUUUAAUUUUCUUUCACGUUGAAAAUCUCGAGUGUUUAGCAACGCGUCUUGCAAUCCUUUUCGAAAGGAAUAUUGACUGCAGGAUAUAAUUUAACCGAGUCAUUAAAAUGUGCCGACGAUUAGAGAGAGAGACACUAAUAUUAAAAAUUGUACAAUUUUUGAACAAAUCUUUUCAUUUUUGAACAUUCUUCGGACUAUUGUAGUACAUAAAAAAUUAUACCAACUUGUUUCCUUUUUUAAACGUGUCUUUAUUAGCGCGUGUGUUGUAUUUUAUUCACGUAUUGACGGAGAAAAAUAUUGAAGAUGAGUUAACGUAAAGUGGCAGCGGGAUGACGGGGCGGGAUUCUCAAUGUGUCAAUCCUGCGUGUGCGAGAAAGAAGAAGAUACAGAUUUAAGCGGGCGGGACAAAGCGAGUGCCAUCGUCGCGACGGCGACGGCGGCGGCGCGGCGUGGCGCUGAAUUUAACAGCGUCUUCGAUAAACGCGACCGCCGCAAACGCGAAGAGAGAAAAACAGGAAGAAGAUGCAGGCGCGAAGAACAAGGCACACCGACGAUCCCGUCGUUACGAAGUACACAUUGUUUCACGGUCGGCGCGUCGACUAGGGUGUAUUAGAGAACGACACGUUUAAAACGAAAUCGCUUGUAUAAAUCGACAGGAGCCUGGUCAACCGCUCAAAAUUUCAGAUAAUAAAAUAGGAAGUUUAAUACAA